AUGAUGGGCAGACCCUGGCAGGCCCCACGGCUCCUACUGGCCAUUCUGGUGGCCUUGGUGGCCUUUACCUGCCGAGCAAGGAAGAAAACCUUUUUCAGUGUCCAAGAAGUGCCUGCAUCAGAAAGCUACGUGAUAGCUACCAUGCAGUUUGUGACAGAGGAGUUCAACAAGGAAAGUGAUGACAAGUACAGCUUCCGGAUUGUGCGAGUGCUGAAGGUCCAGAAAUGGAUUACUGACCAUAUGGAGUAUCAUGUGAACUUAGAGAUGCGGCGGACCACCUGCCAGAAGCUGGAGACUGAAAACUGCACCUUUCAAGAAGGGGAGCUUUACAAGCAAAUUGAUUGCUUCUACACAGUGUAUGUUGUUCCCUGGUUUGAAAAGUACAAAAUUCUGACCAAAAACUGCACCAACGGCUAGGUGUCCUGGAGCAUACACCUGCGGCCACCAUAUGUGAGAGUACCCUGCGAUGAGCAGCGAUUCUCAACAUAGAAAUAAAUGUGUGUCAACCUGUUCUCUCAAUGCUGUUAGUGUGUAUGGUUCCACUCUUUUUUUUUCCCAAAUUCAUCAGCUUAUAAUAAUAUAAUCUGAAGUUUCUCUGGGCCAGGGCAGCUUUGGCAUCCAAAUGAAGUGACGUGAAUAAUUUCUGGCCUCAUAGCCUAUACGUACAUGACAGCAGAACUUCAACUCCAUCCUUAUAUCUAGUAGGAUUCUUUUGAUUUUAAAACAAGAAGAAGAAGAUGAGAAGAAGGAGAAGAAGGAGGAGGAAAGAAGCUCAAAGUCACUUAACUGAACAGCCAAGAGAUAUU
This is a messenger RNA of Equus caballus (horse), 806 nucleotides long. It is a transcript of the gene CST11, whose product is annotated as cystatin 11. Gene Ontology annotation, biological process: defense response to Gram-negative bacterium. NCBI's taxonomy places the organism in Eukaryota, Metazoa, Chordata, Mammalia, Perissodactyla, Equidae. Gene Ontology annotation, molecular function: cysteine-type endopeptidase inhibitor activity. The record is from RefSeq and is a predicted model, not a curated record. Gene Ontology annotation, cellular component: sperm flagellum; nucleus; sperm head.